AUGAAGCUCCGUUUUCCAAAAUUUAUCAUUUCACUACUUCUCGUGUUGCUAUUCUCAUUCUCUUCUUCAUCGAAACCCUUAGACCCGUUCCUGGGAAUCGCACCCCAAGAUUUAAAAUAUUUCAAGUCUCACGAUGUGAUUAGAUGUAAAGACGGAUCCGCGAAUUUCAACAAAGAGCAGCUCAAUGACGAUUUCUGUGAUUGCCCCGAUGGAACCGAUGAACCUGGUACAUCAGCGUGUCCGCGUGGGAAAUUUUAUUGUCAGAAUGCUGGGCAUGCUCCGGUGUAUCUGUUUUCGUCUCGAGUUAAUGAUGGAAUUUGCGAUUGCUGUGAUGGAAGUGAUGAAUAUGAUGGUCAAGCAAAGUGCCCAAAUACCUGUUGGGAGGCUGGGAAAGUUGCUCGAGAUAAGCUUAAAAAAAAGAUUGCCACAUAUCAAGAGGGUGUCAAACUGCGAAAGCAACAAAUUGAACAAGCGAAGUUAUCAAUGGAGAAGGAUGGUGCAGAGCUUUCUAAAUUGAAAAGCGAAGAAAGUAUACUUAAAGGGGUUGUGAAACAGCUAGAGGACCAUAAAGAACAAAUAGAGAAGAUAGAGGAGAAGGAGCGUCUACAGAAGGAAAAAGAAGAGAGGGAGAAGAAAGAGGCUGAGGAGAAGGCUAAUGAAAAAACAGUUAAAGCCGAUGAAGAAGACACAAAACAUGAAAAUGAAGCUGAAACGGAUUCGCACAUUGAAGACAAUACUGUGGCUAGUAAUCCUGAUAAAACUGAAGUUCAAGAGGAUUCUCUGGCUGAUCAGGGUGAAGCUGGGGAAAAGCUAGCCGACCCACUUGAUAAUUUUGUUGAAGCCACUGAUGCCCUUGGAAGUGAAGGAUCACCGCUUAAUAAAGUGGAGGAGAAUGCAAAAGAAGCUGAGAGAGAACCCACUGUUGAAUCUGAAAUUGAUUUGAUGACUGGAAAGACAGAGUCUUCUGGCGAAGCCAUCGAUACGGGUAAAGAUGUAUUUGAAAAUACUGAUGGAUUAUCAAAGGAAGAAUUGGGCAGGCUUGUUGCUUCUCGUUGGGUCAAAGAAGAUGUUGGUGCAAGAAGUGCUGAAGCUGACACUGCAUUAGACAAUGAGUAUCAGGAAGAUCUCCUACAUGGGACAACUAAUGGCGAGAGUGAAGGAUAUGCUUCUGAAACUGACGAUGAAAACCACAAAUAUGACGAAGAUGUAAAUGACGAUGAAUUUCAAGAUGAUGAUAACGACGACAUUAGUUCCUCAUACAAAUCUGACACUGAGACUGAACCGGACUUAUCAGAUGUUACCACAACAGACGAUCCUUCUUGGUUAGAGAAAAUACAGAAAUCUGUGUGGAAUAUUUUUCAGUCUGUCAAUAUAUUCCAGACACCUGUGAAUCAGUCAGAUGCUUCUCGUAUACGCAAGGAAUAUGACGAAUCAAGUACUAAGUUGUCUAAAAUACAGUCUAGAAUAUCGAGCCUGACGCAAAAGCAAAAACUUGAUUUUGGUCCAGCAAAGGAGUUUUAUUCAUUCUAUGGUCGUUGCUUUGAGAGCAAGCAGAACAAGUACACUUACAAAGUCUGCCCCUAUAAACAGGCUACUCAGGAGGAGGGUCAUUCCACCACUCGUUUGGGGAGCUGGGACAAAUUUGAGGAUUCGUACAAAGUAAUGGUGUUUUCUAAUGGUGAUAAAUGUUGGAACGGUCCUGAUAGGAGUUUGAAGGUCAAGCUAAAAUGUGGGCUGUCAAAUGAGAUUACUGAUGUAGAUGAACCAAGCCGUUGCGAGUACGUAGCUUUAUUAGCUACCCCGGCCCUUUGUCAGGAAGAAAAGCUGAAGGAAUUACAACACAAGCUAGACUUACUGAAUUCGGAACAACCAGAAAGCCAUGAUGAGUUGUGA
This is a messenger RNA of Lathyrus sativus (Indian pea), 1893 nucleotides long. NCBI's taxonomy places the organism in Eukaryota, Viridiplantae, Streptophyta, Magnoliopsida, Fabales, Fabaceae. The record is from the annotation of a GenBank genome assembly.